AUGAGGCUUCAACAAAAAAAAGAUCUUGAGCCUGGAACUUUUCAAAGAUUCUCAAAUACUUUACUUGGCAGACUUUUAAUUAAUGAGAUUAGUAGGAUAAAAACUGAUUUAAGAGCUUUGAGAGAAGUACUUAAUUUAGAUCAAAGUGUAAAAAAGAAGGUUUAUUAG
Cetraspora pellucida is the source of this 168-nucleotide messenger RNA. The record is from the annotation of a GenBank genome assembly. Lineage: Eukaryota; Fungi; Glomeromycota; Glomeromycetes; Diversisporales; Gigasporaceae.